CCUGGCGACGACAGUGAGACGGAACAUCGGCUUCAAACAUGGCGUCUCCUGGGAGAGCUCUGCUGCUGCUCUUCUGCGCCGUCUUCGGUGUCGAGAGUGCCCGCAUUUUGAUGUUCUCACCCAUCGGAGCGAAAUCUCUAAAGGGCGUAUUCUACGGAUUGGGCACUGCUCUCAAUUCCCGAGGCCAUGAAGUGGUGUUCUUCAACGGGUUCAAGCCUUCAACUCCUGUCAAAGGCAUCAAGGAGGUUGUACCGGAUGAACUUGCGACGCUGUAUGCGGACGAAAACAUGCCGAACAUGUUUAAGAUGAAUGAAAAAGGCAUCCAGGCUGGAUUUAAGCAGUACGCAACAUUCAUGUCUGAGGGUCCACGUGCCACAUUAGCGAGCAAGGAGGUCGAUGAGCUUUUGAAAGAGAAAUUCGACCUGGUCAUGUUUGGUCCGCUCGGUUACCCUUUCUAUUUCAUGGCACAUCUGCUCAAGGCGCCAUUCAUUCUGAUAUCUCCGAUCUCUUACUAUCCAGUUAUGACAAGUGUGUUGGGCUCACCGACGCUUCCUGCUCUUCAACCUCUUCCACUCACUGCGUCAACUAACCGCAUGGGUUUUAUGGAACGUGUCAAAAACAUUCUGGGGUACGUCUUUAUGCACUCCGCACCCAGCAUCGUGUUCGCAAGGUAUGCGGACAAAAUGGUUGCAGAGAAGUUCGGCGAGGGCGUGAUUCCUCCAGCCAGAGAGAUCGAACGCAAUGCCAGCCUUGUCCUACUCAACAGCAACCCAAUGAUCGACUACCACAAGCCGCUGCUGCCCAAUGUCAUCGAGGUGGGUGGACUGCAUUGUGCGGACGCGAAGCCCCUGUCCAAGGAGCUGACCAGCUUCCUCGGCGACUCAGAGUACAUAUUCUUCAGUCUGGGCUCCGUGGUACGUCCUCAGGACAUGUCUGCGGGCCAACGCUCGGCUGUGCUCAACGCCCUCGGUGCGAUGCCGUUCAAGGUCCUGCUCAAGUGGGACACCACAGACCGCACCAACAUACCGGCCAACAUCCUGCCGUCCAAGUGGCUGCCACAGCAGGACAUCCUGGGUGACAGCAAGUGCAGGCUGUUCAUCUCACACGGCGGCUUCGCCAGCGUUCUGGAAGCCCUCUGUCAUGGCGUUCCCAUGGUGGCCAUGCCAGUGACGGUAGACCAGCAUUGUAACGCGGCUCACGCUGUUGAUCUUGGCGUGGCGGAGAUCCUGACGUGGGAGAGCCUGACGUCCGAAACGCUGCAGGCGGCCAUCCGCUCCGCCAUGUCUGCCGGGCACCGGGCGGCGUCCCGCUACCGCCAGGAGCUGCUGGCUUCUCAGCCGGUGCCGCCCCGUGACCUGGCCGUGCACUGGGUGGAGCACGUGAUCCGGCACGGCGGCGCGCCGCACCUCAGGUCGGUGGGCGCCGACCUCAACUUCUUCCAAUACUACUCGCUCGACGUGGUCGUCUUCCUGCUGGCGGUACUGGUGCUGGUGCUGAAGCUGCUGGUAGCUCUGGGCAAGUGUUGCUGCCGCUGUCUGUGCAGGCGGAAGACAGGUUCGGCGCAAACGAAAACCAAACGGUCCAAACGUGACUAGCUGCAUGCCAUCUUUACAGCGUGCCCACAAGUGCUGUAGUUCUAGUAUCUGAAAGAAUGACGAUUGCCUUUUCGGCAUCAAUACGUUUAUUUGUCAUGGGGUGUGUUCGCAGGUCGAGUCUGUUGACAUGGUAUUUUAUUUACAUGAUGUACAGUAAACUUUCGAAACGCUCGCGUGCUUUCACGCCAAACACACUGUUUGCACGCUCGGUGCCCUCUUGUUAGCGUGCUGCGUGCCUAGCUUGCCAUAUUUUCUCGGGAUCAACCACAAAGUGUUUGUCAUUUUCUGGAACACACUCGAUGUCCAUCCGGAAGUCAUUUCAAAUGACUGUAGCCCCCGAUCGCACGCACCGAAGCGGUUGGCUGCGAGUGCAGUUUGGGUCAGGUCAUGAGCGUUUGUUCGCAAGGAUCGAUUACUCCCAAGGCUGGACACUGCUGGGCGUGAAGUCAAAAUUGUGUUAAGCUGGCUGAAUGACGUAUCGGCAUGGGUUCUCUAGGCGGGGAGCAUUUCCCCCAUUUUCCAAAGGCAUG
Pollicipes pollicipes is the source of this 2125-nucleotide messenger RNA. Its product is annotated as UDP-glucosyltransferase 2-like. The record is from RefSeq and is a predicted model, not a curated record. Gene Ontology annotation, molecular function: UDP-glycosyltransferase activity. Lineage: Eukaryota; Metazoa; Arthropoda; Thecostraca; Pollicipedomorpha; Pollicipedidae. The transcript has 2 exons. The coding region runs from base 39 to 1595 and encodes 518 amino acids.